UGGAGUGUUCACAUCAUAAGGUCAGCACAUCCCCCAUUUGCUCCUUGUGUGUUCCUGUUUAGAGCUUGCUUUCGUUGAGACUUGGCGUUCGCACUACAUUCAUAAUGGAAAACAGAAAGGAGAUGGUAAUGUUCAUGGAGGGAGGUCAACUUGGCACGCUAGUUGGCAAGAUAGGGCCCAAUUUGUCAGAAGCAGUUGGAAGCCCAGUUCAAGAGCCACGGGAGAAAAUGGUCCACAGAAACGGUUUAAGCACCAGGUCUGUGCCGUUAUCACGAGAAAGAGGGGAUGAAGAGCUGGAGGAUGUGAGGAGCGGUGCACGCACUGAUAUCAGGCCGGGUAGAGUUCUUUCUGCAACGGACAAACCUCAGUCAGACCUACUUUCUAACAAAGGACAUCACAGCAGCUCAGACACCGAGUCUGAUUUUUAUGAAGAAAUAGAUGUCAGCUGCACCCCGAACUGCACAUCAGGAAAUAUGGAUUAUGCAAACAGCAAAGGUCAGUCCGGGGACUCCCUGAGUAACCAUGGAAGCGGUGUUGAUGCCGGGAUGAGCAGUUCUCAGAGCUCUGCGGCCUGCGCAGCCGAUCGCCGCUACAGGACAGCUUUCACUCGGGAACAAAUCGGCCGGCUGGAAAAGGAAUUCUACCGAGAGAAUUAUGUGUCCAGACCAAGGAGGUGUGAACUAGCAUCUGCUUUAAAUCUCCCAGAAACAACUAUUAAGGUGUGGUUCCAGAAUCGUAGAAUGAAAGACAAGAGGCAGCGUUUGGCUCUGACCUGGCCUCACCCUGCGGAUCCUGCCUUCUACACCUACAUGAUGAGCCAUGCAGCGGCCACCGGGAACUUGCCUUAUCCUUUUCCUUCCCACCUGCCCCUUCCGUAUUAUUCACACAUGGCUAUGGGUGCCAGCGCAGCUUCAGCAACUCCUUUCAGCACCCCUCUGAGACCAUUAGAUACCUUCAGGGUCCUGUCUCACCCUUACCCAAGACCAGAGCUGCUGUGUGCAUUCAGACACCCUUCUCUGUACCCUUCAUCUGCACACGGACUCAGCGGCGCUGGGGGAAGCCCGUGUUCCUGCCUAGCCUGUCAUUCUGGCCAGUCUAACGGCUUGUCUCAGAGGUCUUCGGGAGCAGACUUCACCUGUUCAUCCACCAGUAGGACUGAUAGCUUUUUGACCUUUACGCCGUCUGUGCUAAGCAAAACCUCCGCAGUGUCCCUGGACCAGAGAGAAGAAGUACCUUUAACUAGAUAAAACUCAGGUCUUCUAAUUAAAUGACGUGUAUCGAUGUAAAAAAAAGAAGUUUAAUUUAUUUUACAUGACUUGUCAUGCCCACAUUUCAAGAAGGAACCAUUACUAAAAAUAAGAGUAUCCCUGCUGCUUAGAGGAAUGUACGAACAAAAAUAUCCGUAAAAGAAUAACUCAACUCAGGCUUGAAAACUGUGUCGCACCUGCAAGAAGGAUUUCCUUGUAAGCAAAUGCUUAAAAAAAUUAUUUAGCUACAAUGAUGCUAAACCACAGAAAGCAUUAUUAACCGUACAUACAAUCUGAUAUAUAUAUAUGUGUGUGUGUGUGUGUGUGUGUGUGUGUGUGUGUGUGUGUGUGUGUGUGUGUGUUUGUGUGUGUGUGUGUGUGUGUGUGAUGUCAUAUAUAGAUAUGUGCCCCAUAAGCAGUAUAACAUGAAAGCUUGAAAACAUAAUGUCAAAAAAAGCAACAAAAACUGUCUUUACAAAGAAGAAUCACGAACUUUUACCGACACGAUGGAUGGUGUAAUUACACAAUAUGGUUAAAGCUUUAUUAUUAUUAUUUGUAGUAUCAUUCUCUGUCAAGACUUUGUAGGUUUCCUGCGUUAUAAGACUGUUAAACCAUAUGGAUUAUAAUUAUUUGUCCUCUGAAGUUGAUGUCCUGGUGUAACAAGCUGAAUUGUGCAGAUGCUCUGGAAAUUAGCAAGUGAUAUUAUGUAAGAAGGAAUUUUGAAUGUUGAAUUCAUGAUCAUACUAUGAGCGCAGAGACUUGCUGCCAAACGUUAACAAGCCGUCUUGGGAACGGAUUAGGUGAUGGGGAGCAGAAUAACUCCAUUGGACAAUCACAUUCUACAAAUUAGGGCAGAGACUACCUCCCUGCCUUUAUUCUGUCUCUUUUUAUUCAGAUUGACUUUGUUAUGAUAUUCAACAUUAUAUCUUCCUUUAUACGUUUUUCUAAUUAUCAUUAGGAUUGCAUCGGCUCUAAGGCGAUACUUUACAAAUUAAUGUUAGAUUGUAUUAUAAUAUUUAUUUCUUUCAUUUUCACUUAUUUUGUCUAAUUUUUUUCUUUUGGAUAUUUUGCACUGUUGAAAUUACAUGACAUUUUAUAACAACUGACUUGGCUGUGAUGUGUGAGUGUGUGUUUGGGGUGAACAGGUACCAAACGCAUUGGUUACGACGUAAAAAAAAAUGUGCUUCAAAACAAUGUUUAUUGUCAUAGAAUUGUUAAAAUGUUAUCAUUUUGCAAUAAACAGCAUUAUGA
This is a messenger RNA of Acipenser ruthenus (sterlet), 2498 nucleotides long. RefSeq names its product homeobox protein XHOX-3-like. Gene Ontology annotation, molecular function: RNA polymerase II cis-regulatory region sequence-specific DNA binding; DNA-binding transcription factor activity, RNA polymerase II-specific. The transcript has 3 exons. Lineage: Eukaryota; Metazoa; Chordata; Actinopteri; Acipenseriformes; Acipenseridae. Gene Ontology annotation, cellular component: nucleus. Gene Ontology annotation, biological process: regulation of transcription by RNA polymerase II. The coding region runs from base 105 to 1247 and encodes 380 amino acids. The record is from RefSeq and is a predicted model, not a curated record.